CCCUCCCCUGGUAUUCUUCCUGGUACACCCCCGUUUGUAAGUGGAAUCGUCCAUUAAGGCUUCUAGCGGUGAACGGACCUUGUCCCCUGAGCACUGUUUCUUCAACCCUAAAUAUUUAAACAAGCCUAACAAGAAUCACUUCUCUCUCUAAGAUGGCAUCUGAAGACUUCAUCAUCCGCCCUGCCCGACCUGGAGACUGUAAAGAGAUCGCCCGCAUCAUCAAGGAGCUAGCGGAGCACCAAGGACUGGGCGACAGAGAGACAGUUACGGAAGAAGCGUUGCGUGAGGACGCGUUCAGAGACAAGCCUUACUUCAGGGCGCUCGUAGCGGAGCUCCCCGGUACUGCAGCAGACGGCGAAGUCAGUCUAGCCGGCUAUGCUAUGUACUAUUUCUGCUACUCUCCCUUUGUACGCCGCGUCAUGUACCUGGAAGACUUCUACGUACAGCCCUCUCACAGAGGUCGAGGUAUUGGAACGUCUCUCAUGAAGGGAGUAGCAAAGAUCGGCGUGGAGAAUAACUGUAACAAGAUGCAGUGGGUCUGUCUGAACUGGAACGACAUCGCCGUCAAGUUUUAUAAGAAACACGGCGGCAAGGAUGUCACUGUUGAUGAGAACUGGCACCUCUUUAGGAUGGACCGAGACCAACUCACAGCAUUUGCUGGGAUGUAGAAAGGGAUGCUUUUGCUGCUACAGAUACAUCCACUACUAUACAUGUAUGUGUGUGUGUCACGGUGUGUGUGUGUGUGUGUGUGUG
Molecule: messenger RNA, 753 nt
Organism: Branchiostoma belcheri (Belcher's lancelet)
Lineage: Eukaryota; Metazoa; Chordata; Leptocardii; Amphioxiformes; Branchiostomatidae
Product: diamine acetyltransferase 1-like
Exons: 6
Coding region: 153-668 (171 amino acids)
Molecular function (GO): N-acetyltransferase activity
Source: RefSeq, a predicted model, not a curated record